CGUGAGCGGUCUGCAUCGUGACGUGCCAUCAGCUGACUGCAGUCUAGAGGAAGAAGAAGAAGAAGAUAAAUCGUCGGUCGACCUUCAUCAGUCGGUGAAUCUUUCCGCUGUUUCCUUCAACAUGGCGAGUCAGUCUCAGGGCAUCCAGCAGCUGCUGCAGGCAGAGAAGAGAGCCGCCGAGAAGGUGGCUGAAGCCCGCAAGCGUAAGAACCGUCGUCUGAAGCAGGCUAAAGAAGAAGCUCAGGCUGAGAUAGAACAGUAUCGUCUGCAGAGAGAGAAAGAGUUCAAGACCAAAGAGGCCGCUGCACUUGGUUCCCAUGGUAACAGCGCGGUGGAGGUGGACAGGGACACGGUCGAGCGGAUGGGUCGUAUCCAGAACAGUUACCGUGGUAACAGGGAGACAGUGUUGGGCGAGCUGCUGCGGCAUGUCUGUGACAUCCAGCCAGAGUUUCACGCCAACUACCGUGUGGCUGGCUGAGGGGGCGGAGCCAUUCAUGUAAACAAGUGGUGGAGUUAAGGCGGUAGGGGGCGGGGUAAACAGAGACGUGGAUGUUAGCAACACUAGCUCGGUUAGCUUCUGUCACAGCAAAAACAGUUCCUUUUUAUUUCAAGUUUUUUGUGGCUGAAACUUAAACAUACAGAGCUUUUAUUUUGAAGUUGCAAAGUUCAUUCUUCCUGUUUCCUGCUCCAAAAAUAAAAAAACAGUAAAUGUUGUUACUGUGUUGAUGUUUACGAAAUAUUUAUAAAUAUAAGAAUAAUUUUGUUUGUCAAAGCUUAACCUUAAAUCCUCCUGAACUUAAAUAAAAGUCUUUAUUUACUGUGAAGAGAAUAUCAGGCAUCAGUUUGAAAGAACCAAUCAGGCAUCAGUUAUAACUCUUGAUGACCUGAUUGGCUGAAAAAGGCUUUUAUUGUGGAACUUUUGCGCUUUGCUGUAUUUUUGUGUUUGUUUCCUAUAUGUGACCAUGUGACUUCCUGUUGACUUUUGUGAGGUGAUGAUGUAAAACAGAAAAUAUUAAAGUGAAUGGUGAUUGGCUGAA
Labrus mixtus (cuckoo wrasse) is the source of this 1037-nucleotide messenger RNA. It is a transcript of the gene atp6v1g1, whose product is annotated as ATPase H+ transporting V1 subunit G1. The coding region runs from base 122 to 478 and encodes 118 amino acids. Gene Ontology annotation, cellular component: vacuolar proton-transporting V-type ATPase complex. The transcript has 3 exons. Gene Ontology annotation, biological process: proton transmembrane transport. Gene Ontology annotation, molecular function: proton-transporting ATPase activity, rotational mechanism. Lineage: Eukaryota; Metazoa; Chordata; Actinopteri; Labriformes; Labridae. The record is from RefSeq and is a predicted model, not a curated record.